This is a messenger RNA of Delphinapterus leucas (beluga whale), 8339 nucleotides long. The record is from RefSeq and is a predicted model, not a curated record. NCBI's taxonomy places the organism in Eukaryota, Metazoa, Chordata, Mammalia, Artiodactyla, Monodontidae.
GGUCCCUGCAGCGGAGGUGGGCGCGUCGCCGGCCCCUCCCGGUGCGGACUCGGGUUGCUCGCCGACGAGCGGCGGAACCACUGGUGUCGCCCCGGGAGACUCGUCCUGGUGGCGUGUAGUCAAAGGAUUGCUUGUAAGUCUGCUUCAGCAAACCUUUUGAUGCCUGACCUUCCGGUACGGAUUAUAGUCAAAAUUCCUCUUUAGAAAAUGGGUCCUACAAGACGCCUUGUUACCAUUAAAAGGAGCGGGGUCGACGGCCCCCACUUUCCACUGAGCCUUCAUACCUGCUUGUUUGGAAGGGGUAUCGAGUGUGACAUUCGUAUUCAGCUUCCCGUAGUGUCCAAACAACACUGCAAAAUUGAAAUCAAUGGACAGGAGGCAAUAUUGUUUAAUUUCAGUUCCACAAAUCCAACACAAGUAAAUGGAUCUACUUUUGAUAAACCUGUACAGCUAAAACAUGGAGAUGUGAUAACUGUUGUUGAUCGGUCUUUCAGGUAUGAAAAUGAAAGUCAUCAGAAUGGAAGCAAGUCACCUGAAUUUCCAGGACAAAGAUGGGAACAGGAGCCUUCGCGUCGGGUCUCAAGAUCUAGCUUCCCUUCCAACCUUGAUGGAAAAGUUCAAGAUUCCAGUGCCCGUUCAAAAUUCACGGAAGACGCUGCUUCCGGAAGGCCUGUGGUGCAUGGGAAGAAUGUCACAGGAGCUGGUAUUGUCUCAGGUGACUCAGAAGAUCCUGUUGCUGGGAAGACACCUAACAGCAUUCAUUCCUCAGAACGUCCUGGAGAUAACGGCAGAAAUGCAACAGCUCCCACUGCUGGGGAUUCUCAGGAAGGUUCCAGUGUAACAUUUGGGAUCAGUAAUGGAGAACUGAAGGCUUUUUCCUCUAGAAAGUGUCUUAAGGAGAGUGACCAAAAUGAGUCUCCCUUUAGGAAGCUUUAUGAGUCAAUGAAGGUGGAGUUAGAUGUGAAAUCAGGAAAAGUCAAUGUUCUUCAGAAUCGCAGAAAAUCAGGAUCACAGAGUCAUUGCACACCAGAAAAAGAAAGCACUGGUGGUUUACAGAGCGAGACUCUGGUCUCACUUAAAUCCAGACCCAAAUCGGGCCAAAGCCCCCAAAUUAAGGCAGACCCUGCUUCAGGAGAACAAGGAAGUAGCCAGACUGAGGGGAAGAGGAGUGAUGAGCCAUUUCAGACGCCCAAGGAGACCAGGAGCCCCAGCAGCCUCUGCACAGAGAUAGAGACGCUACAAACCAUGACCCCCGAACGAUAUUCACAACAAAGUCCCUCACGGAGUGGGCGGAGUGAAGACCUGAGUGUUGUCAAUGGUGGUGCAUCCCUGAACCUAGAUCAAAGUGAAGGCUCCAGGGCAGAUAUUAAAACGUUUCCUCCUAGGAAGUUCUUACCUAGUAUUCAAACGCCCGUUAAAGUUGAGAGUUUUGGAAAUACACCAGAAAAACUUUGCCCCAGAAAGAGGAAGAGGAAUCCUACAAAUGUUGACGAUCUGACAACAGAAACAGAGAUCCUGCAUCAGACAAUUUCAGCUCCAUUGGUCCCUCAAGCUGAAAGGAAGAUUCAAAGCGAUUUUCUCAACAAGCCUGAGAAGCUGGGCAUGGCAGCUGAUCCGGUGUGCACUGGGUUACCCGGUCUUAGCUCGGCUGAUGGCAGCAGCUUCGGUGAUUCCACGAAUAAGAUGGACGAGGUGUCCCUGAAGAGGAGGCGGGUCUCCUUUGGUGGUCGCCUGAGACCUGAAUUAUUCGAUGAAAACUUACCUCCCAACACACCUCUCAAAAGAGGAGAGACACCAAAGCAAAGACGGUCUCUGGUCACCCACACGCCAACCGUCCUGAAGAAAAUCAUCAAGGAGCAGCCUCAGCCAUCAGGGGAAGAAGAUUCUCCAGAAGCCUGUCUGGAGGUGACUGUGCAGGAUGCGUUUGUGAGGCCUCCAGCUCCUAAUGCUGCUGCCGCUUCUCCAGAUGCGCCCGACCGCUGCCGUAGCUUAUCCAAGCCGUCUUCCAUCUCCAGCGACAGCAAAUCUCCACAUCAGACAGAUAUUCCCAAGAGAGGACGGAGAAAAAGUAGCCACCUGCCCUCCAAGAGAUCUUCCGUGGAUCGAAGCCAGCAUGGCAUCUUACAGAUGAUUUAUUCCAAGAGAAGGAGUGGCGCUUCUGAGGCCAAUUUAGUUGUGGCAAAAUCGUGGGCAGACGUGGUAAAACUUGGUACCAAGCAGACCCAGACCAAAGCUGUUAAACGUGGACCUCCAAGACCCCUGAGCAAAAGGCAAAGAAGAACCAAUAAUACUCCGAAGAAGCUGACUGGCAUCGUUCACAAUCAGUUUAGCACAGGCCACGCAAACUCUCCCUGUACCAUAAUAAUAGGGAAAGCUCACAUCGAGAAAGUGAACGGGCCAGCUCGGCCCUACAGGAUGCUGAACAACUUCGUGGUCAACAAACCAAUGGACUUUAGUGAAGAUCUUUCAGGGCUGCCUGAAAUGUUCAGGACUCCAGUGAAAGAGAAACCACAAAGGAUGAGCCUGUGUCCCUCCACUUUUUCAAAUUCAGAGGGUUUGCUUGGAGAAGAGCUUCCAGUACCUCAUUCAGGAGGAAAACCUCUGCUGUGUGCUUCAGAAAAUUCUGGACAGAAUGUGUCCCCUGGGACUCAAGAUGCACCAAAAGAGCUGUCUGAUCAAAGUUCUGCAAGCCCUGCCUUAAGACGCCAGAGUAUGAAAAUUAAAAUAAAUGAAAGUAUUACGAAAACUCCCAGGAACGUGUAUAAAACAGCAGGUGCUGAGAUGGAAACUCCAGUGUCUGAGGCAAUGACACCAAAGACAACAUCAAGUGCAAAGAAGUUGAGAAGGUCCAUGGAGCUCAGAAGCUCACAGGCACCAGGUGUAGAGUGUAAAAACGAAGGCCCAAAACCUGACGCUCUUGAGAACGUCUUGGGAAGAUGUCUGAGGAAAGCACCACAGCCAGAGCAGAAGCUGGAGGGAGACGCGAAGGAGAGUGAAGCGCAGACAGAGCACAUGGGGUCAAAAGGGAAUUCCAAACACACGAUAGCCGUGAGGGGACCAAGGAGAGCCUCAGAGCUGAGGUGUGAGCUAGCAGCAGACCUGACCGCCCUCGAGAGCUUGCAGGAGACACAGCCUGAGGAAGACCAGCUGGACAUCCCAAGUCUCCUGCAGACCCCAGCUCAUGCCAAGGAAGCAGUGGAUUCAGAGAACAAAGCCACAAAAAUGCUCUGUAAAUCUCCCAGAUCAGGAACAGUCGGCACGCCCACCAGGACAAACACACAGCUCAAGACACCUUCCUGGAAAGCGGAUGUAGAAGAUGCCUCAGCCCUCGGAAAACUCACACAGACACCCGGGAAAACUAUGCCCGUGCACAGAGAACCAGGUGAUGAUAAAAGCAUCAAAUUGUUUCAGGAAACUCCAAAGCAGAAACUGGACCCUGCGGAAAAUGUAGCUGGAAGUAAGAGGCGGCCAAGGACACCCAAGAAAAAGGCCCCACCCCUGGAAGACCUGGCUGGCUUCAAAGAGCUCUUCCAAACCCCACAUCAUGCCAAAGAACCCAUGAUUGAUGACAAAACCCCCAAAAUGCUCUGCCAAUCUCCACAACUAGAACCAGUCAACACACCAAGUAGAAAGGGACGUCUCAAGACACCUUCCCAGAAAGUGGAUGUACAGGGAGAUGUCUCAGCUCUCAGGAAGCCUCAACAAACACCAGGGGAAACCACACACUCACACAGAGAACCAGAGGGUGCUGACAGAGGCAUUGCAGUGUCUCGGGAAGCUCCAGAAGAAAAGCUGGACCCUGCAGAAAAUGUAACUGGAAGCAAGAGGUGGCCAAAAACACCCAAGGAAAAGGCCCCACCCCUGGAAGACCUGGUUGGCUUCAAAGAGCUCUUCCAAACACCAAAUCACACAGUGGAACCAAUGAGUGCUGACAAAAUCUUCAAAAUGCUCUGCCAGUCUCCACAACUAGAACCAAUCAACACACCCAGUAGAAAGGGACAUCUCAAGACACCUUCCCAGACAGUGGCUGUGCAGGAAGAUGUCUCAGCUCUCAGGAAGCCCACACGCUCACACAGAGGACCAGAGGGUGGUGACAGAGGCAUUGCAGUGUCUCGGGAAGCUCCAGGAGAAAAACUGGACCCUGUAAAAAAUGUAACUGGAAGCAAGAGGCGGCCAAGGACACCCAAGGGAAAGGCCCCACCCCUGGAAGACCUGGCUGGCUUCAAAGAGCUCUUCCAAACCCCACAUCAAGCCAAGGAACCAAUGACUGAGGAUAGAACCCCCCAAAUGCUCUGCCAAUCUCCACCACCAGAACCAGUUGUUACAUCAACCAGCAUGACCAGACGUCUCAAGACACCUUCCCAGAAAGUGGCUGUGCAGGAAGACCUCUCAGCACUCAGGAAGUCCACACACUCACACAGAGAACCAGACGGUGGUGACAGAGGCAUUGUGGUGUCUCAGGAAGCUCCAGGAGAAAAACUCGACCCUGUAAAAAAUGUAACUGGAAGCAAGAGGCUGCCAAGGACACCCAAGGAAAAGGCCCCACCCCUGGAAGACCUGGCUGGCCUCAAAGAGCUCUUCCAAACCCCACAUCAAGCCAAGGAACCAACGACUGAGGACAGAACCCCCAAAAUGCUCUGCCGAUCUCCACCACCAGAACCAGUUGUUACAUCAACCAGCAUGACCAGACGUCUCAAGACACCUUCCCAGAAAGUGGCUGUGCAGGAAGACCUCUCAGCACUCAGGAAGUCCACACACUCACACAGAGAACCAGACGGUGGUGACAGAGGCAUUGCAGUGUCUCAGGAAGCUCCAGAAGAAAAGCUGGACCCUGCAGAAAAUGUAACUGGAAGCAAGAGGAGGCCAAGGACACCCAAGGAAAAGGCCCCACCCCUGGAAGACCUGGCUGGCUUCAAAGAGCUCUUCCAAACCCCAGAUCAUGCAGAGGAACAAAUGACUAAUGAGAAAACCACCACAAUACCCUAUAAAUCUCCAGCAGUAGAACCAGUCACCAGGCGAACAGGUAGAAAGAGACAGUUCAAGUCACCACCAGGGAAAGUGGAUGCAGAAGAGCCCUCAGCGCCCAGGAAGCCCACACAGACACCAGGGGAUACGCAGAGAGAGCCUGCAUGUGAUGAAAAAGACAGCAAAGCGAUUAAGGAAAAUUCAAGGCAGAAAUUGGUCCUGGCAGAAAAUGUAAUUGGCAUCAAGAGUCGGCUAAGAACAUUGAAGGAAAAGGCUCAACCUGUGGAAGACUCGUGCAGUUUCAACGAGCCCUUCCAUAAACCAGGUCAGGCCAAAGAACCGGUGAGCGAUGGUAAAAUCGCUCCAGCGCCCUGCCAAUCUCCACCAGCCGGACCAGUCACCAGGCCAGCAAGUAGAAGGAGGCGAGUCAAGUCACCGCCAGAGAAAGUGGGUGUAGAAGAGCCCUCAGCUCCCAAGAAGCCCACACAGACGCCAGGGGAUACGCAGAGAGAGCCUGUAUGUGAUGAAAAAGACAGCAAAGUGAUUAAGGAAACUUCAAGGCAGAGACUCAACCCUGCAGAAAAUGUAAUUGGCAUCAAGAGUCGGCUAAGAACAUUUAAGGAAAAGACCCAACCCGUGGAAGACUCAUGCAGUUCCAAAGAGCUCUUCCAAAAGCCAGGUCAGGCCAAAGAACCGGUGAGUGAUGUUAAAAUCACUGCAGUGCCCUGCCAAUCUCCACCAGCCGGACCAGUCACCAGGCCAGCAAGUAGAAGGAGGCGGCUCAAGUCACCACUGGGAAAAGUAGACCUAGAAGAGCUCUCAGUACUCAGAGAGCCCAUCCAAACAGCAGGGGGAACCAUGCACAGAGAACCAGCAGGUGGUGAGAACAAUAUCAAAGUGUUUAAGGAAACUUCAAGGCAGAACCUGGACUCAGCAGAAAAUGUAAUUUGUGUCAAGAGUCGGCGAAGAACAUUUAAGGAAAAAUCCCAACCCCUGGAAGAUCCGGCCAGUUUCAAAGAGCUCUUCCAAAAGCCAGGUCAGGCCAGUGAACUGGGAAACGAUGCUUCUGGAGUUAAGAGAGCCCCAAAGCAAACAGCAGACAGAAGAAGACCUGUAGAAAUAUCCCGAAGAGUCCUCAGGGCCCCUAAAGUAAGGUUCAUGGGAGACCUUGUGGGCAGCAGAGACCCUGUAAAAUCACCAGGUGAAAGCUGCAUCUCCCCGUCCCCCAAGAGGAAACUGGGAGAAGAUGCAAGGGUUGUGGGCAGGAAGAGGCUAUGCCCCACGAUGGCUGCACAGGACCCUGAGGAAGAGAAGCCCCUCCAGAAGAAGCAGAGGACAGCCCCCAGGGAGAGACGGGAGCCCCCCAAACCCUCGGGAGUGAAGAAGAGAAGUCUGAGGAUUUUGGCACAAAGGACUAAACCUGUGGGAAACCUGCCCAACAAUGACAUGAAAACUAAACCUACGGAUCCACAAGGAGAAGACGCGCACGCUCCAAAUAAGGGAAUGUCCCUGCGUACCAGGCGCCCCACUAAAACGAAUAUAGAGGAGCAAAGACCUGGGUCUCUUAUAUCAGCAGGAAAGAUGAAAAUAAAGAGAAGUGAAAAGAAGUCCACGGAGACCUCCCAAGAGAUGAAGCUACAAAGCCCAGAAGAUGCAGCCGAGAAUCCUACCUCUGGGGGCAAAGUUCAAGACAGAAGGAGGCCCUUGAGAUCUGGGAAGCAGAAUCAGAAGCCUUUGCCUGAUGCAACAGAGGAGACAGCAAGGCAGGAAAGAGUGGAAAUCCCCUUGAAGAAGCAGGAAGAGAAAGAAGCAACGGAAUAUUCAGACUUCAAGGGUUUGAGAUCCAGGAAGAUUUCUCUCCACCCUCGAGGAAACCCUUCGGAGAGUGAAUCCGAGCAGAGAGUAACCCGGGGUGCCAGGAGAUGUGCCAACAGCCUCCAAAAGGAAAAUGACAAUGUGGGUGUCAAGAAAAUAAGAACCAGAAGUCAUCGGGACAGUGAAGAUAAAUAGCCAAGAAGCUUAAAAGGGAAAAACAUGUAAUGAAUUUAGUUUAGCGAUAAGUUGUAGUACAAUAUUUGCCGUACAUUUUAUAAUGAAUUCUGUAAAUAAUGCUAUCUGGAGGGGAGGGCAGGUUUAAGGGAAGAAAGCUUGGAAUUUUCUGACUCUGAAUAGUUUAUUCAAAACCUCCAUGUGGAGGUUAUGAAGGAGACUGCUGGGUCUCCUAAACUGAAAAAAAUUUAAAGCUUGGGUGGGUGCGGGGCAGGGGCGGGGGAGGGUUUGCUAAGGUGUGGCCUUCAACUUGGCGAGAUGAAGCCCUGGAGUUUGUGACUUCCACGGUCAGCCCCCAUUGGCCGUGGGCUCAGGCACUUGCCAUGCUGUGUUGUAAAUGUUUCCGUUUCCGUGUGGGUCUGUGUCCUUCGUGUACAUACCUCCUCCAUCCAAAUGUGAACGGCGGGGCUUCUGUCCUGCACCCCCAACACCAGGCAGGCAUUCUGGAAAUAUGAAUGAGUGGGUAUAGGAAGAGAAAAAUGAAAGUUACAAGGUGUACCUUUACACUGGGGAGACCUCGGGUCCAGGCACUAGGGCUGUGGGUCAUCUGCACAGGACUGUCCUCUCCUUGGUGUCCUGACCUCUUAAGGGAAUAAAUGUGUGAUGUGGAGGACAGUUUGCGAUGCCAUUUUCAGGGUAACGAGACUUUGAGGAAUGACGGGUAGCUUGUCUUUUCCACGUUGAGCAUCUUUGUCUAAACUAGGACUGCUUUCAUCUGAGAAGUCAUCGCCCCACUCAAUCUUAGGGCCAUCGGCCAGGGUGCCCCUCAAUUCCAAACUGUAGCACCCCUCUGAGCUUUCAUGUCAUCUGCAUAUUCUGAGCUUUCUGCAAAUCUGCUCUCACCUGUUUUCUCUGACCACACCUGUUGGCCUGUCUUAGUCCCCAGCAGGUCACCUUGGACGGAGCAACACAAACCCGAACGUUUCCCCCAAGAGAGCGGCCAUUUGACAGCCACAGAGCAUGAGGCUCUUCCCCCACCAUUUCUGAGUCACUUAACAUGGGAGCCCAUGGCUCCUACAACUCGUUUCAAGCCUGGACUUCCGUCUUUCUUCAGUUUCAGAGCCUCCGUCACACUGCUGUUCUGCUUUGUCCUCCUGUCCCUUUGUGUUCCCCAAAUCAGAAACGAGCACACCCUCCCUCCAGUCACCUGUAUGGAGUCCUCCCCAUUCACCUACCUUGCCAGGUGGAGGUAAGGAUGGGAGAUAAGAAAAGGUCGCUGUCCCCUAGAGUGUGAACUGUAACACUGGUGCCCCUGCCUGUCUACUCUUGUAACCCCCGUGUCUGGCAUGGAGCCAGGCCCACAUAACAAUAAAUGUUUGCUGAAC